AACAGAUUAAACAGAAUAACUUGAUCACAAAUUAAUCUGUUAUCUAUGCUUUACACCAGCUUCCUCCGCCUCUCCUUUCUCUUAUUUCCCCCCCUUCUUUGCUAUAAUAACAUUUAGCAGAAUCCCACUGGCUGCCUCUGGCUCCUGGCCAGGGACCUAUCUGCAUGACGCAAGCAGAGACUACUUAAAGGGAGAUUACAGGCAGUAAGACAGUGCUAGCAGCCUACUCGUAUAGGGGCACCUUUGAUUACCCAGCCACAGAUUAGUGCAUUCUGAGCACAAGUCACCUCCCCCGGUGGCUUCCCCAGCAGAAGGUGUAAAGCCUCCCCGCAGAACCAGGUCUCCGAUGUACAGCGAUGGGAGAAUGGACUAUCUUAGAAAGACUUUUGGAGGCUGCUGUGCAGCAGCACAGUACUAUGAUAGGAAGGAUUCUGCUGACAGUGGUUGUCAUCUUCCGGAUACUUAUUGUGGCCAUUGUUGGAGAGACUGUUUAUGAUGAUGAGCAAACUAUGUUUGUGUGCAACACUCUUCAGCCAGGAUGUAAUCAGGCAUGCUACGACAGGGCUUUUCCAAUCUCACAUAUAAGAUACUGGGUGUUCCAAAUCAUCAUGGUCUGUACACCAAGUCUCUGCUUUAUUACUUACUCCGUCCACCAGUCUGCCAAGCAGAGGGAGAGGAGGUACUCUACAGUCUUCUUAACGGUAGACAGAGACCCAGACACUGUAAAACGAGAGGACAGCAAGAAGAUUAAGAACACCUUGGUUAAUGGUGUCCUGCAAAACACAGAAAACUCCACCAAGGAGGCCGAGCCUGAUUGCUUAGAGAUCAAGGAAAUCCCAAACCCAUCCAUUCGAACCACCAAAUCCAAGAUGAGGCGCCAAGAAGGAAUCUCAAGAUUUUAUAUCAUCCAGGUGGUCUUCAGAAAUGCUCUGGAGAUUGGUUUCCUAGUGGGACAAUAUUUCCUGUAUGGGUUUAAUGUCCCGUCCAUGUACGAAUGUGACAGAUAUCCUUGCAUCAAAGAGGUGGAGUGUUAUGUGUCUAGGCCAACUGAGAAGACGGUAUUCCUGGUUUUUAUGUUUGCGGUUAGUGGCCUCUGUGUUGUGCUCAAUUUGGCAGAGCUGAACCACUUGGGCUGGCGAAAGAUCAAGAUGGCAGUCAGGGGAGUACAAGCAAAAAGGAAAUCCAUAUAUGAGAUCAGGAAUAAGGAUUUGCCCAGAAUGGGGGUGCCCAACUUUGGCAGGACUCAGUCCAGUGACUCAGCCUAUGUGUGAGGACAUUUUAAAUACAGCAGCUGAGAACUGGACUUGUGCAGCAUGAUGGGGGGGAGGGAGGGUGUCUGAUUAAUGGAAUGCCCUUGGACCUGAUUGCCAUUGCAUCGCAGAAAUGAGCUGGCUGGUAUAGUUAAUAUCAAUCAGCAGUAGCUGCCAGUGAUUUAAUUGGCUAAAAUCUCUGGCUCUAGUAGCUCAUGUCAAUGUUUGUGAAUAUAACUUUUUUUAUUGGAUCCUUUUGUACAGCAUUGCGGAACGUAUUACUUUCCUAAAAGCCUCCUGUAUCUCUGCUCAGUUACAACUGUUAUGAUCAAGUCACUGUAUGCAGGAAGAGCACAAUAUAUAAGGAGACCAGUGUUCCAUGACCCAGCUGGUUUCUAGUGAGUAAUGCCUUUUGGUGGCCUGUUGUAAGGAAAUCUUAGGGGCUAUCCUCUCUACUUUGUAUAGAAUAACAGGUAUAAGCCAUUUAGGGUGUCGCCAACUACAGCAACCUUGCUUAUCUCCAUGACCAAUACACUUGAGAAAUACAUUGUGCAAAAAAUCCAAGAGGAAGUGGCAACACUCUCCUUGCAGAUAGUUAUAGUCUGGGAUUAUGGAGCUGCUCUUAAACAGCAGUCUCUAUGAAUACUAAAAUAAGGGAUUAUGAGUUGACAAGUAUGCAGUGUGGGACGUACUGCCAACCGUAGACCUUAAAGCCUUGCUAGUCAAAACUUGUCCUCGUGUACCAUUAACAGACCUGUACGGAAAGCUUUUCUCUGAGCACAGGCAGAGCAACUCACGAUCACACUGCACGUGAUUAACCCAUGAGACCUCAAGCAGAAAUAUCCCUUAAUCCAGAAAUGUCAAUGGCAUGUGAUGGUGCACAAGGCCGGGAAUUCCAGAUCCAAUGUCUUUUCUUACGUACAUAAUCAGCUUUAUAUUGGUGAAAUACAAGACUUGGGCUGACACAUCCACAACAGAAAUCUGCCCUUUCACCCAAAGUGAUGGCAAAAAAAGUGAUUAUUUAUAAACUGUCCACAUGGAAUACAAUUACAUAAAAUCUAUCAUAACCAUAUAUUUAACUGUUGGUGAAUUCAUACCUACACCACCUAUGCCCUAUCAUUAUAGAGAAGCUUGCAGAGUUAUUUCUUUCAAUCAGAUUUCCCCUUUCUGAACCAUUUUCCAUCCCAGGCUCUCCUGUCUCUUGUAAUGCACCUGCCAACACCUCACAGGCCAAAGGUGAAUGCUUUUACUUGCUUCAGGAUGAUUGAGAAGAAGCCUCAACAAAAAUACAUUCUUCCCUAUAUCUGCUUGUCACCUUUUGGUCUGGACCAUUUAUCCAUUGUUAAAAAGGGAAAUUAAAAUAUAAUAAAGGGCAUAUUGGAGGACAUGUUUAAGGUUCCUUAAGCACGUGUUCUGUUGCAUGUUGAACUUUUAUCCUUCUUUCUGCUUGCAAUUGCACUAAAUGUAGAAAUCCAUUUAUCAUUUAAUAUGUUCCUGUCUUGACCUGAAAGCAAUUGGCUUUUUUUGGUGACAGAGAUACUGUUCUAGCCCAAGGGUCAGGAAUCAGCACGGCCGCUUGACAAAUGCAGUUCUUGUUUAAACUGAUAUUUUCUAGUUGCUUAAUAAUGCAAGGCAGGCUGAUUUAAUAAUUGGUGCUAAAAGAUGUCUAUUCAAAAUACCUCUAACGGCAUCGGUUUGAUGGCACAAGUUUCAUUGACCUUGACACGAGGGUUGCUAAAUGAGAUCUUGCGUUUCAUGCUUAUAAGAUUUGUGCUGAGGACUAGACAUGUCUCCAGGCGUUCCUUUUGUCUUCUCCCUCGGUUAAAAAAAAAUCAAGAAUAUUGUCCAGUUGCCUCUGUGUUAUGACCUACAUAGUCUUCAGUGGUCAAAUAGGUUGCAUUAGAUGUGUUACUAUUGGUCAAUCUUGAACAGCAUUUUUUAUAGGGGAGAACAGUCAAGGAGCCUGAUGGGAAGGAACGUGUCUUGUUAGCAUGACAGACCUUUCUGCGUGGCUAGGUUAUGCCGUGACUGUAUUUAUCUUAUCAAGACAGCCUGGUGAUUAGUUUCUGAGCUGUGCACUCAAAUGUCCCAACAUUCUACCAUUUUACUGGAGACUUAAAGGAACAGUAACACCAA
Molecule: messenger RNA, 3386 nt
Organism: Xenopus tropicalis (tropical clawed frog)
Lineage: Eukaryota; Metazoa; Chordata; Amphibia; Anura; Pipidae
Gene: gjd2
Product: gap junction protein delta 2
Exons: 2
Coding region: 357-1271 (304 amino acids)
Biological process (GO): cell communication; transmembrane transport
Cellular component (GO): connexin complex; plasma membrane; gap junction
Source: RefSeq, a predicted model, not a curated record